Sarcophilus harrisii (Tasmanian devil) is the source of this 3425-nucleotide messenger RNA. RefSeq names its product protocadherin alpha-8-like. Gene Ontology annotation, molecular function: calcium ion binding. Lineage: Eukaryota; Metazoa; Chordata; Mammalia; Dasyuromorphia; Dasyuridae. The record is from RefSeq and is a predicted model, not a curated record. Gene Ontology annotation, cellular component: plasma membrane. Gene Ontology annotation, biological process: homophilic cell-cell adhesion.
UUUUCUUCGAUGGAGAAAAGAGCUGUCUGUCCCGCAAGAAUUCUUAAAAUUUGAAAAAUGAGAAAAAUUUAUGAAAUAAAAUUAAAUUCUGGGCAAUAUAUGAGUUCAUACAGAAAAUUUUUUUACUUACAAUUUGGAGCCACAUGAUGUCGCUGUAGACCACGGAAUCUCUCUAAACGUCUUUUGGGUGUUGAAGAAAAGGUCUAUUUUGUCGUUAAAUGAUGCAAAGCAAUGGCGGAUGCUGCAGAAUAAGACUGCAGGAAACGGACAAUCAUCUUUUUCUGUGUUCCAAGAUUUGAACUAUUCUUUUGGAGUAAAGCAAAGAGUGUUUGCGAUGUUGUUUUCCUGGAGAAGCUUCUUGGGAGCCCAGCAGUUUCUAUUCUUUCUGCUCCACACAUUCUGGGAAGUGGGGAGAAGUCAGGUCCAUUACUCGGUGCCGGAAGAAGCGAAACACGGUACGUUCGUGGGACGCAUCGCCCAGGAUUUGGGACUGGAGGUCGGGGAGCUGAUAUCCAGGUUAUUCCGCGUUGUGUCCAAGGGCCGCAGGGAUUACUUGGAGGUAAAUGUGCAGAACGGCAUUUUGUUUGUGAAUUCUCGGAUCGACCGUGAGGAGCUGUGCGGCCGCAGCCCUGUUUGUAGCAUCCAUUUAGAGGUGAUCGUGGACAAGCCUCUGCAGGUUUUUCAUGUGGAGGUGGAGAUCAAGGACAUCAAUGACAACCCUCCUCUAUUUCCAGUGAAGGAACAAAAACUGUUUAUUCCCGAAUCCAGGUUGCUUGAUUCAAGGUUUCCUGUAGAGGGAGCCUCUGACUCGGAUAUUGGCUCUAAUGCCUUACUUAGUUACAGGCUUAGCGCCAGUGAUUACUUCAUUCUAGAAAUAAAAUCAAAGAAUGAUCAAAAUAAAUUGGUCGAACUAGUGCUUAAAAAACCUCUAGAUAGGGAGGAAGUUCCUGAACAUCACUUAAUACUGUCAGCCACAGAUGGGGGCAAACCUGAACUCACGGGCACAGUACAGCUGCUCAUCACAGUCCUGGAUGUGAACGAUAAUGCCCCCACGUUCGAACGAUCAGAAUACGAAGUGAAGAUAAUGGAAAAUGCGGCUCCCGGAACCUUAGUGAUCAGACUGAACGCCUCCGAUGCAGACGAGGGCACCAAUCGGGAGAUUUUAUACUCUUUCAACAGUCUCGCUCCACCUGUGAUUAAAGAUAAGUUUCAUAUAAAUGCAGAUACAGGAGAAAUUUCAAUUCAAGGACAUUUGGAUUUUGAAGAUGUUAAUUCGUAUGAAAUCAGAGUAGAUGCGACCGACAAAGGGACUCCCCCAAUGAUUGGUCAUUGCACUGUCCUAGUGGAAGUCCAGGACGCCAAUGAUAACGUUCCCAAUAUCUCAGUAACGUCAUUGUCGCUGCCUGUCAGAGAAGAUGCCCCUCCUGGUACAGUCAUUGCCUCAAUCCGUGUGUCUGACCGAGACUCUGGUCCCAAUGGGCAGGUGACUUGCUCACUGUCAUCCCCUGGGCCCUUCACUCUGGUGUCCACCUUCAGAAAUUACUACUCGCUGGUGUUGGAGGGUUCUGUGGAUCGCGAGAGGGUGCCGGCCUAUGAGCUCGUGGUGACUGCGAGGGACGGCGGGAAGCCAGCGCUCUGGACCACUGCCGGCGUGUCUGUGGCCAUCGAAGACGUGAAUGACAACGCGCCAGCCUUCGAGCAACCUGUGUAUACUGUGUUUGUGAAGGAGAACAACCCGCCGGGCAGUCACAUCUUCACAGUGUCCGCGUCGGACCCGGACGCGCAGGAGAACGCGCUGGUGUCUUACUCGUUGGUGGAGAGAAGGGUUGGGGAGCGUCCACUGUCUAGUUAUGUGUCUGUGCACUCGGAGAGCGGGAAAGUGUACGCCUUGCAGCCCCUAGACCACGAGGAGCUGGAGCUGCUGCAGUUCCAGGUGAGCGCCCGGGACGCGGGCUUCCCUCCUUUAGGCAGCAACGUGAGCCUGCAGGUGUUUGUUCUCGACGAAAACGACAAUCCUCCCGUGGUUCUGCCCCCUCACUCAGGGUCCGGAGCGGCUGGGGUCGCAGCAACUGAGCUGGUGUCCCAGUCGGUGACAGCGGGUCACGUCGUGGCCAAGAUCCGCGCAGUUGACGCGGAUUCCGGUUACAACGCGUGGUUGUCUUACGAGUUGCAGCCUGAGUUGGGCGUCGGUCGCAGCCCUUUUCGGGUGGGGCUGUACACUGGCGAGAUCAGCCUAACACGGGCUCUGGAGGAAUCUGAUGGGCCGAGGCAGACGCUGCUGGUGCUGGUGAAAGAUCAUGGAGAACCAGCCCUGUCUACCACAGCCACCGUGCGCGUAUCAGUGGUGGAGAAUGGACAGACCUCAAAGGCUUUUUCAGGGGCUUCCGGGAUCUCGGCAAAGGCUGGCAUGGGGAAAGAGCCUGCGUUGGUGGAUGUGAAUGUUUACUUGAUCAUCGCCAUCUGCUCUGUGUCCAGCCUGUUGGUGCUGAGUCUACUGUUGUAUGUAGCACUUCGGUGCUCCUCGCCUCCACAGGCUUCCUACGGGCCCAGCAAGCCCACGUUGGUGUGCUCAAGUGAAAUGGGAAGUUGGUCUUAUUCUCAGCAGCGGCGGCAGGUUUGCUCUGGAGAAGGGGCGGCCAAGAACGACCUCAUGGCCUUCAGCCCUAACCUCCCUCCGUGUCCUGUUUCUGGAGAAAGAGGCCAGAAGCAGGAGGCUGGCCUGGACAGCUCAGGGAAGGUGGGUGAUUAUUGAUUAUACCUCUUUAUUUUUGUUUAGGUGGCAAUUGCUAUUUCCCUCAAGACGUUGCGCCUCAUUCCUCUUCCUUUAAAAUUUUAUUUUUCUCUCUUGAAAUCAUGCCUUCCAUUUCUUAAGUAACCUGCUAAGAUUUCAGAAAUGCUUUUUUCCUCUUCCACUUUAUUCUCCAUUUUCUUCUUUCUUCAUAUUCUUAAUUAUGUCCCUUCUUGGGUCAAAAUUUUCAUUUAUCUUUUACUUACAACGCUAUAGAAAUGAUAACAUGUUUGCUCCUUGGAGUAGUUUCUAUUACAUCUAUUUACUAUUUAAAAAAUACAGCCAGAUAAUUAUUUUGUGACACAUAUCUCAUUAGUCUGAAUGAUGUUGUUUUCUUCAUGUUUAAAUUCUCAUUUUUGUUUUUGAAUUCAUUCAAUUUCUUCAAUAGGCAAAAUCCAAUGUUUAGAUAAUAAUCUUUAAAGAUAUAUCAUUUCUUUGUGUUAAUAUCAUUAUAUAGCCACAAUGAAUAAUUCUUCACAACAUAUACAAUUCAUCAUCUAUUCCUAUAGCUAACUAGCUUUAAGGUCUUAAAGAUCUUCAAAAUCUUUAAGAUUUGCAAAAUGUUUUGUAUAUGUUAUUGAAUUUGAUGUUGAGCACAACAACCUUGUGAGAUAGGUGAAAUUAUUCCCAUUUUAAA